This is a messenger RNA of Helicoverpa zea (corn earworm), 3377 nucleotides long. RefSeq names its product major facilitator superfamily domain-containing protein 8 (gene Cln7). The record is from RefSeq and is a predicted model, not a curated record. Bases 224 to 1750 code for a protein of 508 amino acids. The transcript is spliced from 6 exons. Gene Ontology annotation, molecular function: transmembrane transporter activity. NCBI's taxonomy places the organism in Eukaryota, Metazoa, Arthropoda, Insecta, Lepidoptera, Noctuidae. Gene Ontology annotation, cellular component: lysosomal membrane. Gene Ontology annotation, biological process: transmembrane transport.
GUCAGUCGCGAGAGGCGCGGGCGGCGCAGCGCUUGCGCAACACGCCUCGCUCCCCACAGCGUCGGCGCUUCUUUGUUUACGUUACUUUGUGUUCGUCGCGCGCUCCAUACGCUUGCUAUUUGUUGUUUCACGAAAUGUAUCUCUGUCAUCUCCGAAACUCAGUGUACGUAAAGUUACAAGGUUUACGCGAUUCUGGAGUAGAGCCGUAGUGCGUGCUUGCGAUAUGGAGUGGUUUAAGGGCCUGGCGGGGCGCGUGCGGCAGGAGCCCGAGGCGGACGAGGCUCCGGCGCCGCUGCUGGAGACGGCUCAGGAGCGGCGCGAGCGCUGGCGCAGCGUCUACGUCAUCUACUUCACCAUGUUCCAGAUGUCGCUGGGCUUCAGCAUCGUGCUGACCGGAGUGUGGCCCUACCUCGACAAGUUGGAGCCGGGCGCGCAGAAGGAAGUGCUGGGGCUGGCGGUGGGCGCCAACCCGCUGGGGCAGCUGGUGUUCUCGCCGCUGCUGGGACUGUGGGCCAACCGCGCGGGCUCGGCGCGCGCGCCUCUGCUGACCACGCUGGCGCUGUUCGUGCUGGCCAGCGUGCUGUACGCGCAGCUGCACCUCACGCGCCCCUACGCCAAGUACUGGAUGGUGUUCGCCAGGUUCCUCGUCGGCGUCAGCUCAGCGAACAUCGCGGUGGCGCGCUCGUACCUGUCGGCGGCGACGCUGGUGAGCGAGCGCACGCGCGCCGUGGCCGUGGUGUCGCUGGCGCAGGUGCUGGGCUUCGUGGUGGGCCCCGCGCUGCAGGCGGCCGCGGCGCCGCUGGGCCCCGGCGCGCCCUACGCGCCGCCCGGCGACCUGUCCGCGCCGCUGCGCCUCGACAUGUACACCGCCGCCGGCUGGAUCAACGCCGUGCUCGGCUUCCUCAACUUCCUGCUCUUCCUGCCGUGCUGCUUCAAGGAGAGGAAGAUCGCGGCCAGGGAGGCCAUGAUCGCGCAGGGCGCCGACAACGAAAAGGAAGCUUUAAAAGCUUUGAAGCCGGACCCGGUGAGCAGCUGGACGCUGGUGGCGGCCUUCUUCGUGCUGGUGUUCAACUUCGUGCUGCUGGAGACGCUGGCCACCAUGCUGACCAUGGACCAGUUCGCGUGGAGCAAGCGCCAGGCGCUGGAGUACAUGGGCGCGCUGAUGAGCGGCGGCGCCGUGCUCGCCUGCCUCACCUUCGCGCUCAUCGGCCCGCUCACGCGCGUCUUCGAGGAGCGCGCGCUGCUGCUGUGGGGCGGCUUCCUGCUGACGGGGCUGGCGUCGGUGCUGUGCAUCCCGUGGGGCCCGGGCCCGCCGCCGCUGGCGCCCAGUGGCGCGGCGGAGGCGGGCGGCGGGUGUCCGCAGGAGACGCAGCCGUGGUGCGCGGAGUCGCGGGGCCUCACGCUGGCGCAGUUCCUGGCGGGCUACGCGUGCGUGUCGGUGGGCUACUCGCUGGGCGUGACGCUCAUCCAGACGAUAUUCUCGAAGGUGCUGGGGCCGCGGCCGCAGGGCGUGUGGCAGGGUGUGCUGACGGGCGCGGGCUGCCUGUCGCGCGCGCUGGGCCCGGUGUUCGUGUCGGCGGUGUACGCGCGGCGCGGGCCCGUGGCCACGUUCGGCAGCACGGCGGCGCUGACACUGGCGGCGCUGGCGGCGCUGCGCCUGGUGUACGCGCGCCUGCAGCCGCCGCCGCUGGCGCCGCCCGCGCCGCACGCCGCCGAGCUGCGCCCGCUCAAGCGCGACGUGCCCGCCUGACCGCCUCGCCCGCCUCGCAUUCAAACACUCGUUACAUCGUACACUUUAGAUGCUAGUUUCAAGGAUCCAAUAAUGAUGUAAGAUUGUGACGUAGAGUCCUAAGACAUCAGGAUAAUAACCAUCUCAUCUGAAUAGAAAUCCUCUCAUGAUAUUGAUGCUAACAAUUAACAAUUUGUUUAAAAGAAGACACUCUCGAUUCAGGUCUCAGUUAGUGGAAUGUUAAGCAUUGGUGGUACUCUAAUACUCGUAUUUUAUACUGAUAGUGAGAUGGUUAUUUCUAUUUAAGUCAAUAACUGUGGCACCUGCGCGUAGGAUACCUACGUGAAUAAGCUUGACACGUACGUUACGUUUUUUGUAAUGUGCCAAAAUUAUGCCACAGUUAAGACUCGUCAUAGAAAACAACUACCGUUAUUAAUUAUGUAACAUAAUGCAGGAGAAACAAAGAGAACAAAGUAAUACGUAUUUGUGAUAUAUCAUGUACCUAGUGGAGCGUAGGUGAAUAGUUGUAAGUAUACAGUAUGUAUGUCGCAGGCGGGUCGCGGCGUGUGACGUGCUAAGUUCGCUGCGUAGCGAUGUUAGACUAAGAUAAUAACGACACGUUGGUAACCAGGCCACGAGUUGUUGUUGUUGUGAUAAGUUAGAGUCGGUGAUAGGCAUAUCUAAGACUGAGUUAGAUAGAUAGUAGGUACGCUGUUGCAGUAUAAACAUUAUACAGGGUGUCUUGUAGCUUCUAUGUAUUGUAAUAUAGUGGCGUGGAACUGACUCUUUUUUGCGUACAGUAGAGAAUUAAAAAAAAAGUGGCCAAGUGCGAGUCGGACUCUUGCACGAAAGGAUCCGUAUUAUUAUCGAAAAAAAAUCACAGCUAAAAUAUUUAUUGUCUUCUACCUUUUAGUAUUUGUUGUUAUAGUAACUAUAUAAUCUAUGGUUAUAGCGGCAACAUAAAUAUAUAACCACCAUCACGAUCCUUUCGGAAUAGAAGCCGAAACACUAAAAUGCUGGUUUGUAUAUAUAAAUAAUGUAAAUAGAGUCAGUUUUACACCGAUUUUUGUAAGGUAUUAUUAGGAAAAAGAUUUGGUGAGUGCUUCUGAAAGUACUCUGAGGGCAGUCGGAGGUUUGCGUAGGUAUUGUUCAGUGCUCGGUUAACAGCUGGAUGGUUUGGCUUUAAUCUUACCAACCUUGGCUGGCGACUGCCUGACGAGACACGUUGACGCUCAACUGUGCACUGCACCUGCAGGAGGGUCCGUACUCGCAACUUACUUUUGCCCUGGGUCUUUGGGCUAAAGCCCAACUGGCUGCCAUUCGAAACAUACGACAGAUGGUCGCAGUUCCUUCGGUAUAGCCUUAUAGGUGGGUACUUACCCUUGCGGAACAUGUAUGUUAUCUAUGUAUAACUUGGCAGUUAGAUAAGAAGUGAAGGAACAUGAAGUUAUUGUCGAUAGUAACGCUGUAAGCCAGUAAGAUAGGUUGGUGUUCGGUGCACGUCGAGUCUGCUGGGGCGUUGUCAGUCGGAGGUGGAGCUCCCUGCUCACGUCACAUGUACAUAUCCUUAGAGUAAUGUGUAAGUAGAUGUAAUGUUUUGUAUAUUUUUGAUAUGGUUUUUUUGACAUCGAAUAAAUUAUGAAUUGAU